UUAUGAGGAUGGAGAUUUACAGAGCACUGAGCUCGUAGUAGUAAUAAGAAGAAGACGAAGCAUCAGCUUCACGAGCGAGAAACUUAACUGCUUCCAUGGCUUCCGCUCGAGAGAAAACGCUUUAACCUUCUCCAACAAAGCCACCGUCAAAGCAAAUUUUCUCUUCUUCAGAUCCAUGCUUGCAUGCUCCAUCACGCCAUAGAGACCAACGUUCAAAUCUUCACAAAACUAUUAUCUGUUUCCGCGUCAGCUGUUGGGAUUAGCCACGCACGUAAGUUGUUCGACGAAAGACCCCAGAGAGAAAGACAGUUUCCUCUCUAACUCCAUGAUCAAGGCUUAUCUCGAAACUCGCCACUAUCCUCACUCUUUUUCUCUAUACAGAGAUCUUAAGAAGGACACGUGUUUCCGACAACUUUACUUUCACGACACUGACAAAGGCCUGCACUUUGAGUAUGUGUGUUGUUGACCAAGGUCUACAGUUGCAUAGCCAAAUUUGGAGAUAUGGGUUUUGCGCAGAUAUAUGUACGCUAAGUUUGGGAAGAUGAGAUUCGUAAGGAAUGUUUUCGAGGAAAUGCCUCGAAGAAGUGAGGUUUCUUGGACAGCUCUAAUUUGCUAGUACGCUAGGUGUGGGGAGGUGGAAGUAGCGAGCAAGCUCUCUGAUGAGAUGCUUGAAGCUAAGAACAUUGUGAUAUACAAGGCGAUGAUGGAUGGUUAUGUUAAAUCUGGUGACAUGACCUCUGCUAGAAGAUUGUUUGAUGAGAUGAGUAACAAAACUGUGAUCACUUGGACCACUAUGAUCCAUGGUUACUGCAACAACAAAGAGGUAGAUUCCGCUAGGGAGUUGUUUGAUGCUAUGCCGGAAAGGAACUUAGUCUCUUCGAACACAAUGAUGAGUGGAUACUGUCAGAACAAACAACCUCAAGAAGCUAUAAGAUUGUUUCAAGAAAUGCAGGCUACCACGUCGCUGGAUCCUGACGACGUGGCUAUUCUGAGUUUGCUACCAGCUAUUUCUGACACUGGCGCUCUCGUCCUCAGUGAAUGGUGUCACCGUUUUGUGCAGAGGAGGAAGCUGGAUAAGAAGGUGAAGGUUUGCACAGGCGUUCUCGACAUGUACCCGAAAUGCGGGGAGGUAGAGGAGGCGAGAAGAAUGUUCGAUGAGAUGAGAGAGAAAGAAAUAGCGUCUUGGAGCGCUUUGAUAAAUGAGUAUGCUUUGAAUGGGAACGCACGUGUAGCUUUGGAUCUGUUCUUGACAAUGGUGAGAGAAGUAAAGCCAGAUGAGGUCACGAUGCUAGCUGUUCUCUCAGCUUGUAACCAUGGGGGAUUAGUGGAGGAAGGAAGAAAAUGGUUCCACAUGAUGGAAGAGUUUGGUCUGAUUGCUAAGAUUGAGCAUUAUGGCUGUAUGGUUGAUCUACUAGGCAGGACAUGAGAACUAAAAGAAGCAGAGGAUAUGAUUACAAACAUGCCUUUUGAGUCGAACAGUAUCCUAUGGAGUCAAGUGAAGUGUUUCUUAUCAGUUUUGAGACACGUUUGUUUGUGCAUCUCAGUAUACUUGUAAAGAGAGGUCCUCGAGGUUUCGGGAAUCACUUUUCCUCUUCUCUAACAAUGUUUGGAAAGGAAAACCAUAUAUCUUGCCUUGAUCAGAGCUUG
Molecule: messenger RNA, 1647 nt
Organism: Brassica oleracea var. oleracea
Lineage: Eukaryota; Viridiplantae; Streptophyta; Magnoliopsida; Brassicales; Brassicaceae
Product: pentatricopeptide repeat-containing protein At2g44880-like
Exons: 1
Coding region: 665-1426 (253 amino acids)
Biological process (GO): RNA modification
Molecular function (GO): RNA binding; protein binding
Source: RefSeq, a predicted model, not a curated record